GCCCACCGGAAGCAGCCCCAGCUCCGGUGACGGGCGAUGGCGGCGGCCGUCACGAUGCUGAAGCCGUUGCUGCUCAACUUCUUCCUCACCGAGAAAUGCUACGAGCAAUUCUUCCUGGAGUUUAACCUGCUGGACGUUCCUUGUCUGAAACUGCUCCUCAGCAAAGUGUUGGGACUGUCCAUCAUCGCCGGAUCGGUGAUGGUUAAACUACCUCAGAUAUUGAAGAUCCUGAGAGCUAAGAGCACGGAGGGUCUGAAUUUUAAGUCGGUGCUGCUAGAAAUGUUGUCCAUCACUGGCUCUAUGGUUUACGGUAUCAGGAACCAUUUCCCCUUCAGCUCGUGGGGUGAGGCUCUCUUCCUGAUGCUGCAGACCUUGAUGAUCGGCUUCCUCAUUCAGCACUAUGGUGGCCGAACACAGAAAGGUGUGACGUGUCUGCUGGUUUACUUUGCUCUGGUUAGUCUCUUGCUGUCACCGUUGACUCCGUUGAUGGGUGUGACCUUUCUGCAGGCUCUCAAUAUGCCAGCGGUCAUUGUCAGCCGGCUGAUUCAGAUCCUCACUAACUAUCGGAACGGCCACACCGGACAACUCGCUGCUCUCACUGUCUUCCUCUUGUUUGCUGGCUCAUUGGCGAGAAUCUUCACCUCCGUGCAGGAGACAGGCGAUCGGCUGAUGAUUCUCACCUACAUAGUUGCGUCUUCCUUUAAUGGAGUCAUUGCUGCCCAGGUGCUGUAUUACUGGAGAGUAUCCACCAGCAAAGUUCAGAAAGCAGAUUAACAAGGGGACACCAACAGCAAAACCACCCACAGAAACUAGCUCAAUAUCGCACCUACCUCACCAUUACCCGCACAGACACUCUCUCUCGCUCUCUCUUGCUCUCUCUCACACACACAACACACACAUGCCUCAGCCACACACACUGACUCUCACUGGGGUACAGGUCCACACACACUGACUGUACCCCAGUGAGCG
Messenger RNA from Carcharodon carcharias (great white shark), 969 nucleotides. RefSeq names its product mannose-P-dolichol utilization defect 1 protein-like. The transcript is spliced from 7 exons. Gene Ontology annotation, biological process: oligosaccharide biosynthetic process. NCBI's taxonomy places the organism in Eukaryota, Metazoa, Chordata, Chondrichthyes, Lamniformes, Lamnidae. The record is from RefSeq and is a predicted model, not a curated record. Bases 37 to 774 code for a protein of 245 amino acids.